AUUGCGAAAGCAAUGAUUACAUCUGGAAAGCUUUUGGCUGAAAGUCAGGUAUCCACAGCAACUGGUGAAGAACCAAAACUGGAAGCUAGGAUGCUGAAGUUUGGAGAUCUUCAGGUUGAACUAACAUCAGAAAAGUCUUAUAUUGGCGCCGCAAUCGGUUUCAUUUUUGGGAUUAUUUCGUGGCAAUUAAGUCAAGGCAUUCAAAGCAUACCAGAGAGCUCGUUGCAGUAUGCAAAUGACAAUGCUUUGCUGCUUGCCAAGUCUUUGCGGGGAGCGCUACUUGCAAUGUGUUACGCAUCAACUGUCUUGUCCGCUUUCACUACUGUUGGACUUGUCUUUCUUGGAGGACAACUCAAGCCAAAAGAAGAGUGAAAUUCUUGGAGCUUCCUUGCCUCAGUUUUGCCUGUAAAUUCUAAUACUUAAGUUAUACCAAAGAAGAGUUACAAUAAUGACAAUGAAAAUGAACAAUCUCAGUUAACUGCUCCUCAAUUCUAUGAGCGAUAUCACUUUUGUGCCUUCACUCUGUAAAUUUUAUCCCUCAUAACUCAACUAAUGAUUGGCAUUGUAUUUUUUAUCUUAGCUGCACUUGAUGAUGUUCUGAUUGACAAACCAAUUCCUAUGAUUUCCUGA
This is a messenger RNA of Camellia sinensis, 630 nucleotides long. Lineage: Eukaryota; Viridiplantae; Streptophyta; Magnoliopsida; Ericales; Theaceae. The record is from RefSeq and is a predicted model, not a curated record.